Sorex araneus (European shrew) is the source of this 1494-nucleotide messenger RNA. RefSeq names its product cytochrome P450 3A12-like. The coding region runs from base 1 to 1494 and encodes 497 amino acids. Gene Ontology annotation, molecular function: testosterone 6-beta-hydroxylase activity; heme binding; oxidoreductase activity, acting on paired donors, with incorporation or reduction of molecular oxygen, reduced flavin or flavoprotein as one donor, and incorporation of one atom of oxygen. The record is from RefSeq and is a predicted model, not a curated record. NCBI's taxonomy places the organism in Eukaryota, Metazoa, Chordata, Mammalia, Eulipotyphla, Soricidae. The transcript has 14 exons. Gene Ontology annotation, biological process: oxidative demethylation; steroid metabolic process.
AUGGAGCUGACCCCGAACUUUCCCAUGGGCUCCUGGCUCCUCCUGGCCAUCAGCCUCGUGCUUCUCUACCUGUACGGGACCCGCACACACGGAUGGUUCAAGAAACUGGGGGUCCCGGGGCCGACCCCGCUGCCCUUUUUUGGAACUUUGCUGUCUUACCGGCAUGGACUUUGGGACUUUGACUUGAAUUGUUUUAAAAAAUAUGGGAAAGUGUGGGGGAUUUUUGAUGGCCCAUUGCCUGUGUUGGCUAUUACUGACCCAGACAUGAUCAAAACCGUCCUGGUGAAAGAAUGUUACUCUGUCUUCACAAACCGGCGGCUCUUUGGUUCACUGGGACUUAUGAAAAACGCCCUCACUCUGUCUCAGGAUGAGCAGUGGAAGAGACUGCGGACUCUGCUGUCUUCAGUCUUCUCCAGCAGAAAGCUUAAGGAGAUGUUCCCCAUCAUUGCCCGGUAUGGAGAUGCGCUGGUGAGGAAUCUGAAGAAGAAGGCAGAUCAGGGCACAUCCAUCAACUUGAAAGUCGUGUUUGGGGCCUACAGCAUGGAUGUGAUCACCGGCACGUCAUUUGGAAUAAACGUGGAUUCCCUCAACAACCCUAAGGAUCCCUUGGUGGAAAAUGUCCAGAAGCUCUUGAAAGUCGAUUUCUCAGAUCCGUUCCUGUUCUUCAUUACACUCUUCCCAUUCCUCACAACUGUAUGUGAACUGUUGAAUAUCUUCCUGUUUCCAAGAAGGGUCUUGGAUUUUUUCAAAAAGUUCAUUCAUAGGAUCAAAGAAAGUCGGCUCAAAGAUAAUGGGAAGCAACGAGUGGACUUCCUUCAACUGAUGCUCAACACUCAGAAUUCCAAGGAAGUGGACUCCUACAAAGCUCUGACUGACCUGGAAUUAGUGGCCCAAUCAAUUAUCUUUAUCUUUUCUGGUUAUGAGACCACCAGCAGUGCUGUCUCAUUUCUCAUGUAUUGCCUUGCCAUCCACCCUGACGUCCAGCAGAAACUGCAGGAGGAGAUCGAUGCUACUUUCCCCAAUAAGGAGCCACCCACCUUUGACACCCUGGAGCAAAUGGAAUACCUUGACAUGGUGGUGAGCGAAACUCUCAGAUUAUAUCCAUCUGCUGGCCGAAUCGAAAGGGUCUGUAAGGAAGAUGUGGAGAUCAAUGGGCUGUUUAUCCCCAAAGGCACAGUGGUCAUGAUACCCAUCUUUGUUCUCCAUAAAGACCCGGAACUGUGGACAGAGCCCGAGGAGUUCCAUCCCGAAAGCAGGUUCAGCAGUCAGAACAAGGACAGCAUCAAUCCUUAUGUCUACAUGCCCUUUGGAGCUGGUCCUCGGAACUGUAUUGGCAUGAGGUUUGCUCUCAUGAGCCUGAAACUUGCUGUUGUCAAAACACUGCAGAACUUCACCUUCAAACCUUGUGAAGAAACACAGAUUCCAGUGAUAUUAGGGAAGCAAGUGCUGGUUCAACCGGAGAAACCCAUCGUUCUCAAGGUUGAGUCCAGAUGA